UGUGAGAUGGAGCUUGGCUAAAGCGCGAGCGCGUCCCUCCAGACGUUGUUAGUCUACAUGGAGGCGCACUUCCGUCCCGCAUAAAUCGGUUUAGGGGAGCAGGUGCAGGGAAAGGGGACUGAAGCAUCACCUCAGAUAAAGCAAUAUAUUUGAUUUACUGUAGCGUUGAAUUUAUACAUAUACGCUGGCUCGGAAGAUGGUAGCAAAACAAAGAAUCCGUAUGGCAAACGAGAAGCACAGCAAAAACAUCACUCAGAGGGGGAACGUGGCGAAGACCCUGCGACCGCAGGAGGAGAAAUAUCCGGUGGGGCCAUGGCUUCUGGCACUCUUUGUAUUUGUUGUCUGUGGAUCAGCCAUUUUUCAGAUAAUUCAAAGUAUCCGAAUGGGAAUGUGAGUCCCAGUGUUGUUCACAUACCCUGCCCUACAUCUGAAUGAGAUUGUUCGUGUGAUCGGAUACAAACUGAAGGAAGACUGGAAGGUUGAAGUCGUCCUCGGCGUGGGUCAGAGGCUCGUGUGCUGAGCUGGAUCUAAUGUACAGAACUACAUGACAUUGUCACACAUGUUUACAGUGUUCCUGGAUGAAGGGAACACAUGCUUUUCUACAGAACCAUUUUUGUUGUUGACAUCAUAUUUAUUUGUGAUUGAUGAUUGCCAUGAUCUAUUUCUCUAUUUAAACUGUGUUUGCGUGAGCCUUUUUCAAAUAAACGUCAAACACUUUUGGAUAAUGCCUCGUUAACAUUUCAAAACUUUGUCAUUAUGUAAUCUGUCAUGAAUGUUACAGACAGUAGAUUAUGAUUUGUCAUGUAAAAUUAGCAGAUCGCACACUACGGCACAGGCGACCCCACUGGAUCAGGGAUCUUUAUGUAAGGGAUAGUUCAUCAAAAUCAUUUGCUCACUCUCAUGUUGUUCCAAACUCUGUUGAACACAAAAAGAUGAUAUUUUGAAUAAUGUUGGUUGUCAAACAGUUGAUGACACCCAUUGACUUCUAUAGUAGGUACAAUGGUCACAGUCAACUGUCUGGUUACAAACAUUCUUCAAAAUAUCUUCCUUUAUGUUCAACAGAAGAAAUAAACUUGAGGGCGAGUAAAGGAUAAAAUGUUCCUUUUUGGAUGAGCUAUCCCAUGAAGUUUGUGUCACCUUGACCCUUUUUCCCCCCAUCUAGUCCCUAAGAAAACAUUGAUUAACUGAAGAGAAAUUCAAUUCAAAUCAUUUAAAAUUUUCAAGCACCAUAAAGAAUGACUUAUUUAUAUAAGAUAAUUGUUAAAUUCCCAUCUGGUGUAUAGCCAUUAUUCAUUAUACAGUUCAAAGAUUAAACUUUAACAUUUUCUAAAAGCAUGUUAUUGAUCUUAUUGUGAACAAUCUAUUUUUUAGACCUUCUCGCAAUUUUUAAAACGAAAUAGAACUCUAUCUUCCAGUGAAAACGACAUUAAAUUUACACUUUUUUUUUUUUACAAUAAUCCGUUACACUCAGGUGUAGCUCACAACAUAGAAGAAAUAAUCCGUCUAUACUUCCGUUUCAUCACGUCUUCAAGAAACAAUGAUUUUAACGUGACUACAGUACUAGUAGUAAUCGUAAUUACUACUACAGUAAUGAUAUAAACCCUCACCAAAUCCUUGUCCUAUGAUCAACCCUAGUCCGGUUAAAUGAAUGCACCUGGCAUGCCACACAUGCUAAAGCAUCUCAAGGAUUUUUCUCACAAACAUGACUUUAUUGAGAGUUGUGAAGUGCAACUGGCAAGUGCAAUUACAGUAUUUUACAACUUAUCUCCUGGUUUGAGAACAUGCACAGAAACAUAAGCAUACAAGUUGUACACAAUGCAAAUCCAUGUCAGCUAUAUGAUCGUCAAGAGUAACUGCAAGUUAAUAGAUUGAUCCAGAAUACUUAACUGUCCAAACUGAAAACAGAAAUCACAUGGUUGUAAUACUUCAAAAUCAUCUCAAGUGAACAAAGUAGUGUACAGCGGGUGUUAGAUGAGUAGGUUUUUUUUUUCUCCAUUUGUCAGAUAAAUAUCGUAAGAGUGAUCCGGCUUAACGGCAUAAAAAAAGGAUGUGGUCUCCUCCAACUACCUCGCUACCCUUUAAAUAUGUACAACCUAUAUAGUGUCUCUUUAACCGCUUCACAUGAUAUCGCUAUUUUACAAAAUACUUACACUAAUCAUACAAUAAUAUACAGCCCAUCCACCUCCAAAUUCAGCUUGCGUCUCAUCCGUCGUUCUCACUGCGCAGAGAACGAAUGCAGAUUUUAAGCAUCAUGCCUCCUCGUU
Molecule: messenger RNA, 2264 nt
Organism: Pimephales promelas (fathead minnow)
Lineage: Eukaryota; Metazoa; Chordata; Actinopteri; Cypriniformes; Leuciscidae
Gene: serp2
Product: stress-associated endoplasmic reticulum protein family member 2
Biological process (GO): endoplasmic reticulum unfolded protein response
Cellular component (GO): endoplasmic reticulum
Source: RefSeq, a predicted model, not a curated record